AUGGUUCAGUCCUUGAAGGAGCGAUUGAAGAUGCGGCCGCCCAGCGCAGGUCUCACAUCAGUGGGGACUGCAGAGCUGGAUCUUGCUGCGGAGCUCGUGCACGCCGCAUGCACUGCUGCAGAAACUCCGCCAGAGCCAUCAUCUGUGGCAAUGUCGCAGGCCACGGUAGACGAUGAUGCGACAGCUGCGCUUCAAUCAGUCCAGGAAGGGCUGCAGGUUCGGCCACUUAGCGCAGGCACGAGGAGCUUCCCGGCAUCUUCACUCGUUGAGGCUGCCAUGCCACUCCCGAGCACCACUGGUCCAGCCUCAGAGGAGCGGGUUCAAGUUCGACCGCCUAGUGCAGGCACAGGAAGCUUCCCAUUGUCUUCACUGGGCGAGGCCGCAGACGCACAGGUGGUGGCUGAGGUUCUGGAGGCUGCCAUGCCAGCGAGCAUGACCGGUCCGGCCUCGGAGGCCACCAUCAUCGUUGAGACGGCGGCAGAUGCUGAUGCCGCAGACGCACAGGUGGUGGCUGAGGUUCUGGAGGCAAAGCGUGAGGUGGUCGAGCAGCGCAGACUCCCUCCGAUUCAGCUCCGUCCCUGGGAAGGAUACUCGUACAACGCAGCGAGAUCGACCAGUCUCGAGCCUGGUGUUAUCAGCGUCAUUGCCUCGGCGACCUGCUCUGAGGCGGCAGAGGCCGCUGUGCGAGCCGCUUACGAGGAAGUGCUGCGCCCUUCACUCGAGCUGGAACCUGGCAGGAGGCCUUCUGGCUUCGGGCUUCCUGAAAGCAUUGCCUCUGUGGGCUCUGAGGAGGCUGCACGGUUGGGUGCGGCUGCUGCGGCUGACUUGCUGGAAGAGGCCACCGACUUGGCACCUUCGGGGGCGGCAUCCGUGCGAACAGCUUCAAGCUGGGAGGAGCGGAUCACUACGCAGGUGACGGGAGACCUGCUCCCUGACACGCGUGAUCACGAAAGGCUCGUCGGGCUUGAGUCUCAGACAGGAUCCGUUCACAGCCAACAUCGCGUCGUGGAUGAGCGUAGCCUCGGCGAAUCCAAAGCCAGGAAGACCAUGGUUCCCUCCACCGAAAUCCUGGAGCAGCAGCCAACUAACAGCCGCUUCUCCGCAGAUGUGGAGGCGGCGAAGCACCAGUUCGAGCGCUGCGAAAGCUCCGCCAGCACGGAGGCCGCAGCGGAGAGGUUCCCGCGCUUCAGCUCCGACAGCUCCAACGAAGAGCGCGAGGUUGAGGUGUCGCCGGCAGAACGACUGAGGCUCGAACGCGAGGAGCAUGAUGAUGAAAAGGCUGAGCUCUUCCGUGAAGUCCGCGCCACGCCGGUCAUUGCCCUGCUGCUCCUGCUCCUUUUCGUUUGCUGGGCCAAGCCCAUGGUGUUGCUGUGGGUGGCCUCCAUUGUGGCUGUUGUGGUAGUGCUUCCGAACGUCGUCUUCAAUCUUCACUUGCUCACGAGUCAUGGUAAGAAAGAGUGCAAGCGAAAGCAGCUCACCGGCCACACGUGUGCAUUGCAACUCUCUCUCGCCUCGCCCGGACAGGGGCUUACAGUGUCGCGCCUGGUAGCCUCAGAGGUAUCUUACAAAGCGUACGCGCAGGAUAGUGGAUCAGUUGGUGGCAUGGAAGGUGGCACGACGGAAGCGAGAAGCUUUUGGCUGCACGCUUCACGAGCCUUGCAGGGUGGAGGCAAGUUUCCGCUUUGGUCAGACUGUGCCGGCUUGCAGCGGGCAUCUUCAACCUGUGCGGUUCUGCACUGUGCGGACUGGGAGAAACGAUGCGCAAGAAAAGCGGGUUCCUUCGGGACUUGCAGCGUCGGCCUCUGGAAUGGCCAGAGGCGCAGUUCCACUUCACUGUCACUCCUGCCGCCCAGGACAGCUUUGCACAGCUGGGUUCACGUCGCCCCCGAGCCCAAGCAUGCAGAGCCGCCGGAGGAGGACUUCGCGGAGCCGGAGCUUGUCGAAUCGACCCGGAAGGUUCCCAAGAAGCCUCAGCCGGAGGCGGAGGAAGAAGCCCUGCAGCCCGAGGUCGUCGAGGAAGAGGCUCCCAAACCUGAGAUGGCAGAGGAGCUCGUACGCUCUGCAUGUCAAGCUGGUGAAGCUCUGCAUGAAGCCUCCGUGGUAGUGUCGCAGGCCACAGGCGAUGCUGGUGCGGCCGCCAUGACACGCUCCUUAGAGGACAAAUUGGAUGCUCCACCACACAGCACGGGCCACACGUCCGCAGGCACGUCCGAAAUGGAUCUGGCCACGGAGCUCGUGCAUGCCGCGUGCCAUGCUGGCCAGACCCCACAGGAGGCAUCCCUCCUGGUGUCACAGGCGUCAGCGGUUGAUGUGGCUGCGAUUGGCUCCGUUCAGGACCUGCUGGACUCUGCGGCAGAGGCCCAGGCACCUUUGAAGGCCCGAGCCUCAGUGCCGGCUCAAGAGGUCAUAAAGCAGGCGCCGUUUGUUGAGGAGGCCCAGCUUAACUGGUCAGACUCCAUCGUUCUGACUGUGGGUCGACCCGCGAAGCGUUUUGUAAUUCCCAAGGAUUUGGUAGAGCCAGAAGCAGAGGCUGUCGAGGUAAAAUCCGCUGCUGAGGUGGAGGAGGACAUCCGGAUCUUGGGAGAUGCGUUGGUGAACCAUGCUGAGGCCAAAGCAGAGGCAGACUCGAAGGCAGUACGUGCUGCGCUGGCACAACAUGCCGAGGACACGGGAGAAGCUGCCCUCCAGGAAGCGGUGCGAGCUGUUGGAGGGGCAUUGGCUACUCACGCGGAGGAAAAGCAUGCUGCCGAAGUUGAGGAGGACAUUCGGAUCUUGGGCGAUGCUCUAGCGAGACAUGCAGAGGCCAACAAGGCAGAAGAGGACAUGAAGGCAGUACGUGCUGCGCUGGCACAACAUGCCGAGGACACAGGAGAAGCUGCCCUCCAGGAAGCGGUGCGAGCUGUUGGAGGGGCAUUGACUACUCACGCGGAGGAAAAGCAUGCUGCCGAAGUUGAGGAAGACAUUCGAAUCAUGGGCAAUGCCCUAGCGAGACAUGCAGAGGCCAACAAGGCAGAAGAGGACAUGAAGGCAGUACGUGCUGCGCUGGCACAACAUGCCGAGGACACGGGAGAAGCUGCCCUCCAGGAAGCGGUGCGAGCUGUUGGAGGGGCAUUGGCUACUCAUGCGGAGGAAAAGCAUGCUGCAGAAGUUGAGGAAGACAUCCGGAUCGUUGGAGAUGCUUUGGUGAAACAUGUGGAGGCCAACAAGGCAGAAGAGGACAUGAAGGCAGUACGUGCCGCGCUGGCACAACAUGCCGAGGAAACAGGAGAAGCUGUCAUCCAGGCCGUACCCAGAGCGAGCCACAUGUGGGCCACAUGUGGUGUUUGCAUUGUAAUGACCCCGACGCGUCGUCUGGAGGAAGCGGCCUUUUCGUCCUUCCGACGGUGGCAUCUGUCAAAGGCCAACCAAGCAGAAGAGGACAUGAAGGCAGUAAGUGCCGCGCUGGCACAACAUGCUGAGGCCACGGGCGAGGCUUCCAUCGAGGACGCAGUGCGAGCUGUUGGAGGUGCUUUGGCUACUCAUGCGGAGGAGCAGCUGGCCAUAGCCGAAGAGCCUCCGCCUCCACUGCCUCCCUCCGUGCCAAAGCCUACGGAUGAUGAUGAUGCCGUCUACGGAAAGGAAGCUGUUCCGGAGUUGCCUCCGCGGCAUUUGAAAGAGAUGCAGGAUGAGGAGGAGCAGUCGAUCGUCUCGGAGAUGUCACCGAUGACACAGCACCUUGUGCGCCUGACCACCCAAGACAUGCUGGGAGGGAGCCAGGUGGAAGGGACGUUGGUCUCCGAAGCGUCGCCUGUCGGCCUGGAACGGCUCUCGACCCAGGACCUCAUCGGGGCCAGCCAGGCAGAGGCCACGAUCAUCCAAUCAGAGGCCUCUCCUGCCUACUUGCACAUCUCGGAGCGUGAGAUGUUGGGUCAGGAGAUGCCAGCAAAACCAGGUACUCCCCAGAGUGUCGGUACCGAGGCCAGCUUCGAAGAGCAGGUGGCGCGUCUGCAGCUGCCUGAUGCUCCUGGUGCUGGUGGCGAGCCAGGACAGCAGGCGGAAGAGCAGGAAGAGGACGUUUUCCCGCCGGAAUCCAGGCCUGUGGCGGUGAGACCGCCAGCUGGAUCAGGACUGGCAGCAGCUUGCCAGCGCCGUCUGGUAAACACAGGCCUCAUGGAGCGAUUCGAGCAGCAAAGCGCCGCCAUCGAGGCUGCCGUCGAUCGACGGCCGUGUACAAAGCUGGCCACCGUCUCUAGCUUGCCGGCUAUAUCCCUCGACCCGAACAAGGUGGCAGAUGAGACCAAGCGUGUGCUACGCUUGAACUACCAUAGGGUCAUCAGCCCUCCGACUGUGUACCAGAACUACAAGAGGGCUGCCGUGGACAUCGACUUGCAGGGCGAGGAGGUCCGACUCCACACCGAUCCUGUUCUCCAGGAGCGGCGCUUCGUGCGGCAACGAGCAACCUACCAGAGCAUGCCGGUGGACGUUACAAAGGGCGCAAAGGCCGCUGUCUCACCUCACAAGGGCAUCUCGAAGAAGAGCAGGCCCUUGGAAUCGAAAAGUACACCGCAGCUUCCCCCUGCCACUGGAGCAGCCGGCAGGCGGCCCCCAAAGCUGAGGCCACUUUCAAAGGGGCCAGACAUGCUGCGCCUGUUGGCAGACGGUGCUCUUCCAGCGCGAUUGUGCCCGCCCAUGUGA
Messenger RNA from Symbiodinium sp. CCMP2592, 4674 nucleotides. Lineage: Eukaryota; Dinophyceae; Suessiales; Symbiodiniaceae. The record is from the annotation of a GenBank genome assembly.